Xyrauchen texanus (razorback sucker) is the source of this 1851-nucleotide messenger RNA. It is a transcript of the gene magt1, whose product is annotated as magnesium transporter 1. The transcript is spliced from 10 exons. Lineage: Eukaryota; Metazoa; Chordata; Actinopteri; Cypriniformes; Catostomidae. The record is from RefSeq and is a predicted model, not a curated record. Gene Ontology annotation, cellular component: oligosaccharyltransferase complex. The coding region runs from base 53 to 1039 and encodes 328 amino acids.
GUUGUGCUCCAGUUCCUGUAGGACAUCCGUGGCCGCACUUGGAGCUUCAGAAAUGUUGUCAAAACUUUUGAUAGUCCUUUUUCUCGCUGUUAUUUUACACGGCACGCCAACAGAUGCACAGAAAAAGAAGGAGGCUGUGUUGUCAGAGAAGGUCACUCAGAUGAUGGAAUGGGCCAGUAAGCGUGCAGUGAUCCGGCUGAAUGGAGAGAAGUUCAGGAGGCUGAUCAGAGCUCCUCCACGCAACUACUCGGUCAUCAUCAUGUUCACAGCACUACAGCCACAGAGACAGUGUGCUGUCUGCAAACAGGCGGAUGAGGAAUACCAGAUUCUUGCAAACUCUUGGCGAUAUUCAAGUGCAUUUACUAAUAGAAUUUUCUUUGCGAUGGUGGAUUUUGAUGAAGGCUCAGAUGUCUUUCAGAUGCUCAACAUGAACUCUGCUCCAACAUUCAUCAACUUUCCGGCCAAAGGCAAACCCAAACGAGCGGAUACGUAUGAGCUGCAGGUUCGAGGCUUUGCAGCUGAGCAGCUCGCUCGAUGGGUGGCUGACCGAACAGAUGUCCAUAUCCGGGUGAUCAGACCUCCUAACUAUGCUGGGCCAUUGAUGUUGGGUUUGCUGCUGUCAGUCAUUGGUAGUCUGGCUUACCUGCGCCGCAAUAACCUGGAGUUCCUCUUCAAUAAGAAUGUCUGGGCUUUCACUGCACUGUGUUUUGUGUUGAUCAUUACAUCGGGUCAAAUGUGGAAUCACAUUCGAGGACCUCCAUAUGCUCACAAGAACCCAAACACCGGCCAAGUGAGUUACAUCCAUGGCAGCAAUCAGGCUCAAUUUGUGGCAGAGACGCACAUAGUUCUGCUGUUUAAUGCUGCGGUGACCUUAGGAAUGGUGCUGCUCCAUGAGGCCGCGACCUCUGACCUGGACAUCGGAAAGAGAAAAAUCAUGUGUGUGGCAGGAAUUGGACUGGUGGCGCUGUUCUUCAGUUGGCUUUUGUCCAUCUUUAGGGCCAAAUAUCAUGGAUAUCCUUACAGUUUCCUGAUUAGUUAAACGAAGACCUUUGGGGGAUCCUUGGCAAAUAUUGAUACUCAAAGUGCCUCGAUGCUUACAAUGAGUGAUUGAUUUGGUAAACAUGUGCUUCAACCUGUAUGUGCCUUUUGUGUUUUGUUUCCUUUUUUAAAUGGUCAAUUACAGAAGCCCUGAUUACAUUUGACUUUUUUUAAUGAAAGUUUAAUUUGAGAUUUCUUUACCCCGAGUGGUGUAGAUCAUAUGUUUGAAAACACAGAGGUUAUACUGACGCAGAUGCACUGUAUUGCAUUGCUUACUAAUGAGGUUUUAAUGUGUAAUCAAAUGUAUAAUAUAACAUUUUAUAAGGAAAUUGGUUCAGUUAAAAUGCUUAGAUUUGGUGAUGCACAAAGGCAAGCAAGGCAUUUCAAUUCUACCUCAUAAAUGUGCAUAUCAAGUGUUCCGAAGUCACAGUAAAGCAGUCUCGUGUGAGAGGUGGUUUAGCGUAAGAUGGAGGGAAAGCUCAGGGGGUGUGUCUUAAAUGAGCAGAGCAGUUCUGUGUUUGCUCUUGUUAUGCCUCAGGUGAUGAUGUCUGCCAUUAAAAGUGCCUUGAUUGCUUGUUGGAUUUCAUUUCUUUUGACUGCUGAUUUAAUUGUAUGUCGACGUAGUAAUCUUUCUCAAGUCAUUCAGUUUGGCUCAUUUGAACUGGUGAUUUCAGUCAGAUCUUUCGAUUUUUGUUUGGAUGAUCCACAGUUAGAAACGGUUUAUGUAUAAGACUAGGUUUAGGUGAAUCUCACGAAAACGUCAUAAUUCUCCUAUAAUCUAAUAUAUUUAAUUGCCUAGAAAUUGCUCUUGAU